This is a messenger RNA of Ceratitis capitata (Mediterranean fruit fly), 1357 nucleotides long. RefSeq lists its product as uncharacterized. The transcript is spliced from 4 exons. The record is from RefSeq and is a predicted model, not a curated record. NCBI's taxonomy places the organism in Eukaryota, Metazoa, Arthropoda, Insecta, Diptera, Tephritidae. Bases 55 to 1320 code for a protein of 421 amino acids.
UUAAAGUUGUAAGUUCUGUUAAUAAUCAUUGGCCCUUAAAUCGACUUGACUGAAAUGUCCGAAAACUUAAAUGAAUUCAACUCCGAUGAAUUGCAGGCACCUGAAUGGUUGAAUGAUGAUUUCUUUCUGAAAGUGUUGACAAACUGUGAAAACAAAACAAGCAAAAUCAUCUUGAAUAAUGCGAAAAUAUCGCCGGCCUCCAUGAAGGGGGAUCACUAUGCGAGUGUUAUGUUUCGUGCGUUGUUGGACUAUGAUUUGGAUGGCGUUGCUCAAACGAAGUCGGUGAUCGUGAAAACGAUACCCGAAACAGAGGGGCACAAAAAGGAAAUGUUAGACAAAUCGAAUAUUUUCGAAACGGAAAUAAAUAUGUACAACGAAGCUCUGCCACGUUUUGAGCAGAUUUUACGUGAUUGUGGGGAUAAUACAGUGCUUAAGCCAUCUUGCCUAUACAGCGCUUUGGAACCUAAGCAAGUCAUCGUACUUGAGGAUCUAGUGGCCAGCGGUUAUGAAGUGGUGCGGGAUCGUGUGCUCAGCGAGGAAGAGGUCAAAGCAACUUAUGCGAAGUUAGCCAAAUGGCAUGCCGUUAGUUACAAAAUUGGUCUGGAGGAGCCACAUUAUUUUGACAAAAUCAAGGGAGGCAUAUUCACGUUAAGCUUUUCAAUGGAUAUGCCAUUCCUUACGGAUGGCAUAAAAUAUUUUGUAGAUAUGUUGAAAGCAACACCAUCUCUGCAAGAAUACUUGCCAUACUUCGAAGCAAUUAAGCCAAAUCUCUGGGAAAAGUGUCGCGCCUCUUUUGCUGAGUACCGUGAGGCGCCGCAAGAGAACGGUUGCUAUGUGCUUUGUCACGGUGAUUUUCAUACCAAAAAUGCGAUGUUUAAAUAUCAAAAUGUAAGCAGAGAACUGGAAGAUGUAAUGCUCUUGGACUUUCAGGUUUCAUAUUUUGGUCCUCUUGCGAAUGAUUUGAUUUACUCACUUUAUUUACUGUUGGAUGAGAAUCUGCGCUUAGAGUUCAAUACUAUGUUGUACUACUAUUACACAGUAUUCAAGAGUACUCUAAUUAAAAUCGGCUUCACUGGCUCGUUACCCACAUUAGAGCAGAUACGUCAACAAUAUUAUCGUCAGAGAUACUUUGAACUUUUCAUUGUGGUAACAUUUUUGCCAAUUAGGUUUGCAUUUACUGACCAGGGCGAUCGUUGUGAAAAUGCGUUGACUUCCGAUGACUUCCGUCGCAAUAUGUACUACACAAAGGGGUAUUUAAAAUAUUUGGAAGAAAUUUUGCCGCGCUAUUUGCAUUUAGGUUACUUUGAAGAUUUAGUUUAAUUAAGAAGAAAAUAAUAUUUGAAUAAAACAAAUUAAA